Messenger RNA from Fukomys damarensis (Damara mole-rat), 2572 nucleotides. RefSeq names its product stomatin (gene Stom). Lineage: Eukaryota; Metazoa; Chordata; Mammalia; Rodentia; Bathyergidae. The transcript has 7 exons. Bases 87 to 935 code for a protein of 282 amino acids. Gene Ontology annotation, cellular component: plasma membrane. The record is from RefSeq and is a predicted model, not a curated record.
UUCUCCGACCGCCGGUCAGUCCGCGCAUUCCCGGGUUUUCUGCUUCAGCGACCGCGGUAGAAGAGGAGGACUCCGGCUCGCGCAGCAUGUCUGAGAAGCGGAACACAGAUGACGCCCGGCGGCUGCCCGACUCCCUCAAGGAGAGCCCCCGUACGGGCCUUGGAGUCUGUGGAUGGAUCUUGGUGGCUGCCUCGUUCCUGUUCACACUUAUAACUUUCCCAAUUUCAAUAUGGAUGUGCAUAAAGAUUAUAAAGGAGUAUGAAAGAGCCAUCAUCUUUAGACUGGGUCGAAUUUUACAAGGAGGCGCCAAAGGACCUGGUUUGUUUUUCAUUCUGCCCUGCACAGACAGCUUCAUCAAAGUGGACAUGAGGACCAUUUCUUUUGACAUCCCUCCCCAGGAGGUCCUCACAAAGGAUUCAGUGACGAUCAGCGUGGAUGGUGUGGUCUAUUACCGCGUUCAGAAUGCAACCCUGGCAGUGGCAAAUAUCACCAAUGCAGACUCAGCCACUCGUCUUCUGGCACAAACUACUCUCAGGAAUGUUCUGGGCACCAAGAACCUUUCCCAGAUCCUCUCUGACAGGGAAGAGAUUGCGCACAACAUGCAGUGCACUCUGGAUGAUGCCACCGACGACUGGGGAAUAAAGGUGGAGCGAGUGGAAAUUAAGGAUGUGAAGCUCCCCACACAGCUCCAGAGAGCUAUGGCCGCAGAGGCAGAAGCAUCCCGGGAGGCCCGAGCCAAGGUUAUUGCUGCCGAGGGAGAAAUGAAUGCAUCCAGAGCUCUGAAAGAAGCCUCCAUGGUUAUCACCGAGUCUCCGGCAGCCCUUCAGCUUCGGUAUCUUCAGACACUGACCACCAUUGCUGCCGAGAAAAACUCCACAAUUGUCUUCCCUCUGCCCAUAGAUAUGCUGCAAGGCAUCAUGGCGGCAAAACACUGAGCCAUGUAGGCCAGCGCUGAGAUGAGCUACACAUGUCCCAGGAUGGAGUAGGGGACCACAUUAGCCUUAGCUCACCAGGAGAGAGUAGGGCAGGGAACCUUGAAUACCCUCCCUCCCUCCCUGGCCUUUUCUGUAUGUUGAGGUUCUUAGAGUGUGUAGUGAUCAUAGAAACAGUGGAAGGGAUUGUUGGCUUGUAAAUACUGAGAGAAAGAGCAAGAUUGGUGAUUUAUAUAUAAGAUAAUCUCCCACUCUUUAAGAUACUUAAGGGUUUGUAUUUUAGAUCAUCCUGUAAUAGGUUAAACCUCUCUUCUUUUGACUUCCAUUGAGUCAUCCCGAACCCACUAUCAGCUGCUAGAACAGAGGCAAAAACACAGGCUAACACUGCCACCUGUCCCCUUGUGCUACAGCCAGCUUCUCUGGGCCACCUGUGCCUUACUUCCAGGGAGUCUUAAUUUCCCUGGUGUCCACCUGCUUUAUAAACCCAGACCUCACAGGGUAGGAGGCCUCUUCUUGCUGUACCUAUCAAACUAGAAGAGAUGGUCAGGAUCAAUGAAAAAGAUUACCUUAACCCUUUGGUGACUUUAAAUUCACCAUUGAGGUGGUCCUUCUGAAAAUAAUAGAUGCAUUUUUUGUGACUCCUUUGAGCCUCCUUCAGGAGGAAAAGACUCCUCCGUGGUGUGUCUUUCAAACCAGCUAAGUACUUACUACAAAAGUGCUUCUUCUCACUUUUGCCUAUUUUCAUAUAUCAGGUUGUGAAUAGUUUUGGCUUUUUAAUAAAAAUUUCUCUACAUUCUAUAAACAGACCCAUGUGAAUAGCUCAUGGAUCAAAAGACUUUUUUAAAAAAAAAAUCUCCAAAAAACCAUUACAUUUUACUGUCUGCAUGCUGUUAACUACUGUACACUGGGAAAAACCCUGCUUUCCGAUCCCGCUCAUGAGGUGGCAUAACAAAUAUAUUCGGCCCGUUAUAUCAAAGGGUGGUGGGCAACACUGUCAAACUUAGGGUACAUAUGGGAGAUGUAGAACUUGUAGUUUGCCUCCUUGUUCUUUUUCUCCUGUAUCUGUUGAUACUCAAGAAGGAACUGGCCGCCCUGUUGGGCCAUAUUUUCUUCUGUAAUGUCAGGAAGCACCUUGCAUUGCACAUGGUUAUGAACUGGUACAACCUGACACUCUUUCUACUGGCCCGGAAAGCUGGUCGUUGACAUUUACGACACAUCCUCUUUGAGGCUCUCGGUUUACCUGGAGAAAUCUAAAAAUACAGCUUUUCUUCCCCAGCACCUGUCUUGCUCUCAGCCCUUAGCUGAAUCACUCUGUCAAGCCCAGCCCCUAAUGUCCCUUUCACUACAUUCCACGUCCGAGCUUAUUUUAGAAAGCCUCGAACCACCUCCUGUCCGUGUUCCUGAGUGGAUUAGAGACCAAUGGACUGUUUCAGCUCAGGGCUCAAGUUACAUUUGCAUUUUGAAUUUUUAAAUGAUGGCUUUCUCUGUUGCCCCUUGACCUCUGAGGACCAGGAAACUCCAUGCCCUGGUGAAAAUCUCUCCUCAGAUGUAGCAUGACAGUGCUUCUGGUUCCCUGAGUUUCCCUCUCUCCAGAUACUGAAUGACCUUCCUUUUGCUGCUGUAUGAAUUCAUAGGCUACA